CGGCGGGCUGAGAGGCGGCGCGACUGUCAAUUGUUCCCCAGUCCUCGUCAAAAGUCGGCUGUUGUUGCCCGGAGUACAACCGAGACGACCUGAACGGCUGCGUUCAGUCCACACGACGCCUACCGAGGCGACACAUGAGCGGAUCCAGUGUUUCCUGGACGCCCACAACGCCGCGCAAGUUCGCUCCGCUUCGCACUUUGACAUCGAGCUGUCUGGGGCGCAAACCUGUGGGGUUGCUUCUGUAGCCGGAUUGUUGGCAAACAUUUCCUCCACAACCAGCAGCUUCUCACCGCACACCGGGGCUCUGAUUGGUGGUCCUGAGCGGCUCCAAGAGCAGCCAGACUGGGAAGACUUGUUGCGCGUCUCCGGGGAGCGCACCGGUUCGGUUUGCGUGUGAUGCUUUGAUUUGACUGUGGGGCAGCGUGGAGUGGACCGGAGCUUAGAGACUAUGAAAACCCGCUCAUAAUUAAGGAAAUUAGGGUGAUUAUUUUCCUGCAGGCUGACCGAGCUGCUGCUGCUGCUGCUGAGGCUCCGGGGAAGCACCAACCCGUUUCUGCUUUAAAUGGCAUCCAGGCACCGCCGAGGAAAACUUUAUUCGGGUCAGAUCAGUUGAUUCAUUUUAACCCUCCGCGCUUCUUUUCAAACCUCUUUUCUUCCUCCUCGUCGACAUGUCAGAACGCGAUGAAUGUGGAGACGGGCUGUGCAGCGACGGAGCGCCGGACUACAUCCCGACCAGAGCGUCCCGCGGCCGGCGUAGCGGUGUCAUCCUCCCCGGUGGCGGCAGUCAGGACACGGACACCAUCCUGCUGGAGUCUGUGAAGGCGGCACCGCGUCGGAGCAGCAUCAUCAAGGAUCACUCAGUGCAGAAGGUGGGCGGAGGUCGGAAGAAGACGGUGUCCUUUAGCAGCAUACCAUCUGAGAAGAAGGUUAGCAGUGCUGCUGACUGCUUGGCGUUCAUGCAAGGUGGGUGUGAACUGAAGAAGAUUCGGCCAAACUCGAGGGUUUACUGCCGGUUUUACACCCUAGACCAGGACCUGAGCUGCAUACGCUGGGAACCGUCCAAGAAGGAUGGGGACCGGGCUCGGCUGGACAUCUCCAGCAUACGGGAGGUCCGAACUGGGAAGAGCACCGAGACCUUCCUCCAUAACGGCCCUCUCUCUGAGCACCUGGCUGAGGAAGCAGCCUUUUCUGUCAUCCAUGGAGAAGACUACCAGUCUCUGGACUUGGUUGCCUUGUCGGCAGAUGUGGCCAACAUCUGGGUGACAGGCCUUCGCUACCUUUUGGCCCACCCUUCGAUCGUUGGAGGGGGAGGAGGCGGAGGUGGUGGAGGAGGCCCAGGUGAAGGAGGAGGUCUGGUGGUGGACGGCAGCCUGGGAAGCAAGAUGAGGAGCGAGUGGCUGGCGGCAGAGUUCGGUCAGGUGGACGAAGACGGCUACGGCAUCGUGUCGGAGGAUGUCGCCGUAGCUACCAUCUGUAAACUGUGUCCUGGCAUCAAGGAGGCCAAGGUGCGUCUUCGUUUCAAAGAGAUCCAGCGUAGCAAAGAGAAGCUCACCUCCCACGUGACUCGUGAGGAGUUCCAGGAGGCCUACUGCGAGCUGUGCACCCGGCCCGACGUCUACUUCCUACUGGUGCAGCUGUCCAAGGACCGCGAGUGUCUGGACCCUCAGGACCUUCGCCUCUUCUUGGAGACUGAGCAGGGUUUGUCCCUGGCGACCACCGAGGGCUGCUGGGAGCUGUUGAAGCGCUACGAGCCAUCGGUACAGGGCAAGGAGCGAGGCCUGUUGGGUCUGGAUGGCUUCGCCCGCUACCUGCAGUCACCGGAGUGCCAGCUGCUCGACCCGGAGCACCAGGGGAUUUGUCAGGACAUGAACAUGCCGCUGUCCCACUAUUACAUCAGCACCUCAUACCGCUCCUACCUGUUGGAUGACCAGGUCCAUGGCCGGGCCGACCUUGGAGGGCUCAUCAAAGCGCUGCAGUCCGGCUGCCGCUGCUUGGAGCUGGGGGUCACUGACGGACCAGAGGGGGAGCCUCUGCUGGGGGUGGACUAUGGGCCUGAUAUCCCCCGACACCAUCACCACCACCACCAUCAUCACCACCACCACACCCCGGUCACCAUCCGCUCUGCUCUGGAGGUGGUGAAUAAAUACGCCUUCCUGACCUCCCAGUACCCCCUGCUGGUCUACCUGUGUCAGCGCUGCUCUCCGGGUCAGCAGCGCACCAUGGCUCAGCACCUGAAGAAGGUUUUUGGGUCACGACUCUACACCCCCGAGGCCCUGCCAGUAAGCCUGGGAGGCCGAGCCACCACUUUACCCUCACCGGAGCAGCUGAAGGGACGCAUCCUGAUCGUGGGGAAGAAGCUGCCUCCAGAGCAGGAGGGCUCUGACGGGGAGGUGUCCGAGGAGGACGAGGAAAUCGGAGGAGGCGGCCCCCUGGCAGGGAGGAGGAUGACCAUCCCCGGGGAGGAGGAGCUGGGUGUGGUGCUGGUGGUGCCGCCACCCUCUCAGCCCAGGAAGCUCCGUCUGCACAAAGAGCUGUCCGACCUGGUGGCCAUCGCCCGGAUUGGGAGCCGCAGCUUCUACGCCCAGAGAGCCAGUCAGAGACAGGCGCAACAGCAGUCGCCCACCAGCAGCCCGUCCUCCCCCGAGACGCCAACGCCGCCGGAGCCGCCCUACUGGACGCUGUGCUCGCUGGGCGAAGGCGAGGCCGGACGGCUGACCAGCGAGAGCCCAGAGGACCUGGUCAUGUUCACCAAGCGGACCCUGACCAGAGUGCGACCCAGCUCGGUACGUCUGGACUCCAGCAACCCAAACCCUCAGGGCUACUGGAAGGGAGGCGUCCAGCUGGUGGCCUUGAACCAGCAGACCCCCGGCGCCAUGCUGGACCUCCACCGAGGUCGCUUCUCUCAGAACGGAGGGUGCGGUUACGUUCUUCGACCUGCCGUCAUGAGGGACGAGGUGUCGUAUUUCAGCGCCCACACUCAGGGCUGCGUACCGGGAGUCCCAGCUCAAACUCUACGCAUCAAGGUGAUUAGCGCCCACAACCUGCCGAAGCCUCAGGGUUCGGGGGCUAAAGGAGAAGUCAUCGAUCCGUACGUGGUUCUGGAGCUGCACGGUGUCCCGGCUGACUGCGCCGAGCAGAGAACUCGAACCGCCGCUCAGAACCAGGACGACCCGCUUUUUGACGAAACCUUUGAGUUUCAAGUCAACAUGCCGGAGCUGGCCUUGCUGCGCUUCGUCGUUCUGGAUGACGACUACAUUGGAGACGACUUCAUCGGCCAGUACAGCGUGGCCUUCGAGUGCCUUCAGCCCGGCUACCGCAACGUGCCCCUGCUGGGUCUGGCAGGAGACCCCUUACCUCACACCAGCCUGUUCGUCCACGUGGCCGUCACCAACCGACGGGGAGGCGGGAAGGCCCACCGGAGAGGCCUGUCAGUGAGGAGGGUGGGCAGGCGAGGGAGGGAGUACGUGACGCUGAGGCACACUGGCAUCAAGGUGGUGGACGAGACCUUCAAACCAGCCAGCGGACCCCUGAAGGAGGCCACGGACCUGCGGGAGGAUGCCCAGAGCACCACGGCCAGUUUCAAAGAGCAGUGUGGGCUCCCCACUGUGGCCAAGCUGAAGCAGUGCAUCCAGAGCCUGGCCACCAGGCUGCAGAGCCCUGAGGGCUCCAUGGGGGCCUCCAUGGUGCUGAAGGAGGGCUACCCGAGUUUAGAGCCGCUGGUCAGCCUGUCGGAGCCAACCAGGAAGCUGCUGGCCGCAUACGACACGAUGAUCGGCGCCCAGAAGCAGCUGAUUGAGAACGCAGAUGGCGUCCAGGAGAGGAUCGCUCAGGUGCAGAGAGAAGGAAUGGACUUCCAUGAGGAACUGUCUCGGCUCGGGGAGAAGGAAGGACUGAAGGGACGCAAACUGAACAAAGCUGUGGAAAGUUUCACCUGGAACAUCACAGUACUCAAGGGGCAGAGCGAUCUGUUGCGAGGAGCUAAGCUGGAUUCCCUGGAUGCUCUGAGGCAGCUGGCUCUGGCCUGUGAAGCCUGCGGACUCACCUCCUCCUCUUCCUCCAACUCCUCAUCCUCCUCCUUCUCCACUGCCGAGCUGCACUACUCCUCCCACCCUCUGUCCGGCCGCCGAAGCAGCACUCACGGCAACGGACGCAUCUGACAGCCGCCGCCGGGUCCAGACGCCUGCCGGAGAUGAGGAGGGAGUAAUUAGAGAGGAUGGCGGAGAUGAGGAGGAGGCAGAGUUUGUCCCUUUAUCAGAGCAGUGGGUGUCUAGACUAUCCAACACCACAGCACUCUAACUGCUCAAGCCUUACGGUGAGUUCAUCCAUUAUCGCUGAAGGUCCGGCUUGCAGAGUCUCUUCAUGAAUGUCUGUGGUGGGGAUGCGAAGAGAGAGAGAGACAGAGAGAGACGCUUCACAUGGGAAAUUUUGACGGCUCCUGCUUUUUUUUCCUGAGGUUUGACACUGUAACUCAGCUGUUUUUUCCCCCUCAUUAGCGAGGAAACCGAAGACACCUUUGUGACAACGCGGCCGUAAUGAUGUUUACGGCCCUGCUGGGGUUUGGUUUCAGAGGAAAGUCGAGGUGAAUGUAGAGCCGCCUCAGUGUUUCAGUUUGUCUCCUGGGAUGGCGACACCUGUGUGUGCUUAUAAAGCUGCAAGUAGCCUUUUUAAAACUCACAAAAGUUUUAUCCUGCUUUUAUUUUUUAGUGUUUCACAGCAGAUUGAGCCUCUGAACCCCAAAACCGAUCGGCACGCUUGGAAGCCAUCUUAUCUUUAAAUAAAUCACCAAAAUUUAUCUGUCAAAAACCAUAAAAAAACAGACAGAAUUGUUGGAUUUUCAGCUUUCAGAUGAUCUUUAAACUAUUUAUCUGUGAUAUGGGCUUUAGUUUGGAAAACUAAUUAAAUCUAGGGUGGGUCUAAAACUGUGAAUAUUCAUCUAAAGCACUUUUCAAAAUUCACAAAAAAUAAAUAGUUUGCACCAGACACCACAAACAAAAAAUUCUACAUUUGCAGUUGAAAAGCCAUGAUUGAAAAAUAACUAUUUCUCAGCCAGAAACUGUAAAAAAAAAAAAAAAAAAAAAAAAAGCAAUCUGUGGAUUUUCGACUUUCCUUUAACUGUGUUGGAAUUUGAUGUGCUGUUCUGUGAAGAAGACUAAUCAAAUCAAAGCCUAAAAUCGUGAUAUUUCAUCAAUUCAUUUUAUUUCACAUUUAAAAAUUCACAUAACAUAAAAGUUUAUAACUAGAUUCUGUAAAAAAAUUUUAAAAAAUUCUGCACCUCCUGUCACAACCAAGAAGCCAUUAGUGACUCAGCUUUGACCAACAGUCAUGUUACAAAAAGGUUGAAACUUCUCAGUUGAACUGCAGGCUGUGUUUACAUAGAGGAGACAAGUACUGAAAUAAUUUUAAAACAGAAUAGAAUAUCUAAAAUAAUUAAGAUAAGAAUAUCUAAAAUAUCUAUAGUAUGUAGGAUUACCAUUAUUUUUGCAUUAGUAACACCCGUGGCCACUUAAAAAUAUGUUGUACAUGCUGAUUGCAGGUUUUUUUCAGUGUUUGUAAAAGAAAUAGUCAAAGAAAUAUAACUUUCCUUUUUUGCGAUUUAUGAUAUAUCUGUGUCAUGUUGCACAGAAGACAUUUCUGUGUUCUCCCUCCUUCUAGUCAUGGUUGAGCUGUUUCCAUAGAGGUGUAGGACUUAAUAUUACAGUAAAAUAUGAGCCCCCAGUGAGUAAAAUUGUGACAGGAGCAAAGAAACACCCAGAAACUGUUAAGAAUUUAGAGGGCUAAGAUACUGAGGAGAUCCACAGAUAAAGUUGGGCCUUAACCCUAAAUUUACUGACAGUUAAUAGUCAUGAUUGUUUGAAAUGUUGCAGGAAAAUUGACAAAACAAAAACUGAAUUAUGCAUGUUUCCAUUAACUGCUUUGGAGUGAAUAAACUCAGUAGUGUUGUCAGAAAGUAGCACCAAAAAGCACAGAAGAAGAAGAAGAGAACACGAAAAACUUGUCCAUCCACCGGGGAAAAUUUAGAGAAGUCUUCAGGAAUAACUUUUUAUCAGAAAAAUUAGAAUUAUUCUUUCAUAGAUUCCAUAGCUGCCAUGUUUGAUGCUGUCCAGAGAAAGAAACAGCUGAUCAGUCCUGUGGCUUAAAUGUUCGCUACAUCAGAAUGUAUUCAGAAAUGGUGUUUCUACCUCACAUGAAGCUCAUUAACACUUCUUAGGAAAAGUCAAAAACCAUGUCAGUCAGCUAUUUAUGUAACAUUUAGAACAUUUUUUUUUUCCAAAUUUUGCCAGUUCCAUUUACUUUUAUAACACAAUGCUUUAAAACACAACAUGGAAAUAAGGCUAGUUGCAUCACCAUUAACCUUCUUCACACCUAAAUAGCUGCAGUCACCCCUCACUGUCCUAUUUUUGGUCUGCCAACUUGAAAAACAUGGCAGCAGACAUCGAAUUCCUCCAAAGUUAUUGAACAAAAGGGGUUUCAGAUGGAAAAAAAAUCAACUUUAUCUGAAAUAUGAGAAUUUAUUAAUGGAGUAUGGGAGAUUUAGAGGGAUGACAUCUCAAAUCUAGACCCUCCAUUGCAGCUCUGAGCACAUUUUCAAUCAAGCAGCAUUUGUACGCUCACACAGGUUCUGCUCACAUCUGGCCGAUGAUGUUUGAACCUUUGUCCAGCAAAAGGAGGGGACUGAAACACGAGAAGCGAGGCGCAGUAAUCGAAGAGGUUGUGGAUGUUGAUACUGUAGUACUACAUGUCUGCUCUGUGUAGUCUGAUGAGUCUGUACAUGUUUGCAGGAAGAGCAGAUUCCUGCACCAUUGAUGAUGUAGCAAUAAUACUGAGGCUGCAUGACUCAACCAUUGAAUUAACUCCAGAACUCAUGUGUGAAACUACAAAAAUGGCGUCUGGUGGGUAUUACUGAUCACGGCUCAUAUGCUGCCUUCACAUGGGGUUGUGGUCUUUCCUUCAUGCCUUUACAUUUCAUACAAAUGGUUAGCCUUGGUGGCUUCUAGACAUCAAUGGUUGCGUCCAUGUUGUUCACGACUUUCCACAAGUUCCAUUUGAAGGCAGCAUGGGUUGUGUUCACCUGCCAGUGACAGUGUUCUUCUCGGCAUUUGAGUGUAUACACGUGCUUCUUCUUCUUAACGCAGGGAAACAUCUGCUCUUUAAACUCUGCUUUUUGUAUUCUUGAAAUGCUGUCUUUUGACAAAACUCGACAGAAAUGAAGCUCAGCACAGGACCAAACUAACUGGAUUAGAAAAUACCUCCUCACUGUUCUUCUGGUGGACAAAAAAUCUACAACUACAGCUUUUUCUAACAAGCCGUGAUGGUAACAUAUUUGAAACGAUGCUCCUUAAUCCCCCCCCCCGGUGGUUUUUGAGAUCAAUGGUUUUCACUGGAUAGGAAUGAUGCUGUUUAAAAGACCAAAAAAGUUUGUAUUUAGUUCAGCUGAUUUGAUCUCAGCUGACCACUGAACAAAGCAGGCGUGAGGCUAACAGGCACCAUGAGGAAGCUUUUGAAUUAAAGACAUUUUGAAUGUUUAUUCUGCCCUUUUGGAGGCAGAUAGGUGGAACCACAGCAGCACAAGAACCCGAUGUGGACGUUGUCAUCGCAGAUUAUUCAUGUUCAUAUGAGCCAACAGGAACUUCCUUCACCUUCUAGUAGCUUAGUAGAGACAUUGUCGUCUAUUUUGAUCUUUGAUAAACAGAAACUGAUCAUGAUAAUGUUGGAAACAUCUUGUGGUGGUGUGAAUAACUGCAUUUAAGAUGAUGCGAGAUGUAAAAACAUACAAAAUGGAGCUUAAACCAAGUAGUUUUGGUGGUGUAACUUAAUUAAUUAGCUUUGGUACCGAAACUUAACCAUAAAGUUUUGGUGCCAAAUGUGCACCAAUGCUCAAUCAAGUACCAUAGAUUUGGUGCCUAAACUUAAUCGAAAGUAAACACUGAGUGAAAAACCAUUCAUGAAAAUGAAAGUCAGAAUGAGACUUGAGUGAAAAAUAAACUAUAAAAUGCACCAAGAUGGGAUUUAAACUCACAUCUCUUGGGGAAACUGACUUCACAAACCCAAUCGACAUCUAAAUGAAGACUUUUGUUCCUCUUUAGUAGUGUAAAGUUGCUGCUUCUUCACCAUUAAAUGUGGUGAUGGAGGUCCAACCAGGAGGUGAAGGAAGCUCCUAUAAAAGCUGUCUGUGAUGUUAUCGACCAUUUAAUGGGCUGAAAACGUGAAACAUGAGGCUGAAUGUUGUAACAGCUCUCCAGCUGAUCGACCCAGCUGGUGGCUUCAGCGGUGUUUCCUCAUGUAUUCAGUCGCUCUGCUGAAGUGCUGCUGUAUUUUCUGAACCAUCCUUUUGUAAUAACCUCUUUCAUAAAUUCCCUCCACUCUCCUGUUGCUGCUGCUCUGCCGGAGGCUCCAGGUGAGGAGAGACUGAGCUGAUGCACUGCCGUAGGAGGAAGAUGACCUGAUAACAUUUUCCAUGCGAGUGUUUUUUAUUCUGAGACUGGGGGGGCUUCUAAAAGUAGAAAACACAUAAUGGAGGGAGAGAGCAAAGGUUGAAGGAUGGGAGAAGGAGAAGGGGCUCGUAUCGGAGUGGGUUUUUGUUGUUGGUUGGGUAGGAAACACCUGCAGAGCUUCGUAAUUGGCUGUACGCAGUCGACACUUUGGCAGCACCUGCUGUUUCGAUCUAUUAAUAACUCCGACUCACCGGAGGCCUUUGGAUGUGUGUUCAUGUCUGUCACGAUACCACGGUGCCCUGAUUCCUGACCCGACCACGCAGCUCCGGAGGAUCUCCACCGCCCCCGAGAGGCUGGUAUCUGAACAUAGCAUCAUAGGAGCUCUGCAUACUGCAGGAAGGAGGAACUCUACAUUAAUGAUGCAGCAGUAAAACAAACCACAGUAUUAGUUUUCUGUGUUCCGGUGCCUGUUCACAGAAGACAUACAACUGGGUCAGAGAGCAAAUACCUGAUGGGAUUUAUUUUACCUACGAAGAUGGAGGUCAAUGGGUUUACCUUGGAAACGAGUCCGGUUUCAGUAAUUAGGUCCAUACAGCUCAGAAUAAUUCAUCAGGUAGAUGCUGUAUUGACAGUAGAUACAACACCUGAGCUGCUCAUCUGAUCCAAAACAACCAUAUCUAUGUUUUUCACUGACUUGCUUCAAAUUAUUUACCUGCAACAGCGAAUCACACCAUAGUGUUAGUGGGUUGAUUGUGCUUUUAUAUCUUCCAGGCAGCUACUGCUUUCAGUUUCACAUCGGUGUGAUGUGAAAGUCAGCUCGCAAAGACCAAUUCAUCCUGCUUGGGUUUAAUUUUGUCAGCUAUGUAAUUUUUUUCCAUAGGUGCAAAAACACAGAUGAAUUUGCAGCUAUGUUCUGGUUUGGUUCUUUCCUGACAUCUGUUUUACUUCUGUACAUUUGUGCUCAUCUGGGUUUUAAAUUCAAAACUCUGCAAUCACCAGCUCUCUAAAAGUGGAUAUUGGAGCUUCAAUUUCCCCCAAAAAGUGCAGAUUUUUGUGAAACUGAUUCAUUGUGCGCAAUGAUGAUGAAAGCUUCAAGAGACAAGUCGCAUUCGUGAAGGUUUGCAGUAAACAAAUUAAACUUUUAGAAACAGUGGUACGAUCCCUCAGCCUCUCUCCUUCGUGUGUUGCUGCUUUCACUUCUUCAACACACCCGACCAGAUGAUAUGUUCAUGUUGCAGUAUUGAAAAACGAGUGUUUACCUCUGCAGAAGGCACUGCGGUCAGCCACUCGCUACAGUGCUUUACUACGACGUUCAGUAUCUCAUUUGUUCCUCGCUGCUGCACCCUGAUCCCCGACAGUGUGGCCUGCUUCCCUUUAAUAACCAAGAAGUGAAACAACUCGUUCAUCUUAAAGGAGAAUCUGGUUUAUAUCAAUUAUUGUCUGUAUUGUGUCUGUGAGUCAUGCUAAGGCUGCAAUCGCCAACUCAACAGGCAGCCUAUAUCAGUGCAGAAAAUGCAAGUUCCCUGUCAUUUUCAAAACAGAUUUUUACAUGAGUCACUUUUUGUUUUCAGUCAGACUGAAAGAAAACACAAAAAUUAGGCAUAGGAAAUGGACAGUGUGCUAACUCCAGUAUGGAUCUAGGUGAGCGAAUCGCCUGCCUGCUUAUCCACCAGUUUGUUUCCAUGUGUUUUGGUGCUGCAGAAGUUAAACCAAACCAGAUAUCCAGCUGAUUAAACAAUGACUGAGAGUAUGGAGAGCUGAGCUUCUAAUUCUUUUCUUCCAGUUGAUGUUGUGGAGGUGAAACGUCAUCUUCAGGAUGUUAGUCAAAGCUGCAGAUUGACUAGUUGUAGUUCUACAGCUGGGAUUCCUCUCAUCCGUAGACAAAUGGAGAUUUUUCCCAAAUCUUCCAUCAACAGGUCCCACUCUUUGCAGCAACAGUUUUCCUGCCCAGCACAUGACUUGGACAUUGUUGUUGCAGAUUAUUUCAAUAGGAACCUUACAUACCUUCUAGUAGCUCAGUCGGAUGCAUUAACUUCUAUUUUGAUAAUUCAGAAACAGAAAACUAACCAUGAUAACUUCUUGCAGUUGUGUGAAUAAGUUCAUGUAAAACAGCCGAUGGAGUCGUCACCAUGGUAACAUCCAAAAUGGAGCUUUGUAACAUGUAGUAAACACAACAAACGGGUAUUUUUAAACCCCAACUAUGAUCCUUUUUAAAACUUGAUCAAACAGUUUUGGUUAUUAACCUUAAACGAAUAAUUUUGGCACCUAAACUUAGCAAAGUAGUUUGCACAUUUGUAUUUAGUUGUAGUUUUGUUGCCUAAAACACAACAAAACAGCAAGAAAAAAGCAGUGAAUGAAGAAAAGCAAGUAAAAACAAAAGUCAAAAUAAGAUUUGAGUUAAAAAAUGAGAAGAAAAGUCAAAAAUUAAGGUUAAAAACAGGACUUUAAUCCAUGUCUUCUGAGUAAAAUUCAACUCCUCCAACCUAUAAAUGUGAAUCUUUUGUGAAUGCAAAGCUGUAGCUCCACCACCAUUGAAUGUGGUGAUAACCUCCUACUGAGCUACUAGAAGGUGGAGGAUGUUCGACUGGACCAUAUAUUUGGGAAUGAGGCAAUUAAUCAGCCAACAGGUUCCAGAGGUUUGGUGUCUUUCAGGAAGUCUGGUUGUCUUUCUGCCUCCAUCCUUUGAGUCUUCCUUUGAUUCAUUUCCUCUUUAGUGGACCUGCAGCCGUCUUCGUAAUGAUCCAUAUGAUGUUCCACCAUUACAUUUACCUGCGGAAACAAACCAGUAGAUCAAUAUGUUGUGGAUCUGGCUUGACAACAACUAUCCUUAAUGUAGAACCUUAAAGUAGUUAGCAAAAUGGCAGUUUUGGGCUGUUCAUUUCUGUUUAACUUCAGUCAGACUGCUAACAAAAGAAAUGAUUCAUGUAAAAAUGAGGUUUCUGGAAAAGCUGAAGGGAUCUCCACAACAUAAGUGGAGUGUGCAAAGUUAGCAUGACCCAUGGAGCCACAAUAGACACAUUAAUGCUAAAUACAUCAGGCUGUGGUUCUUCUUAAAGCUGUGAUAGUGACGGACAGCAGCAGACUGAUAGAUGCUGAAGAUCAGGUGCUGCAGUGAAUCUGUUACCCACAUGUCUUAACCCAGAGCUGCUCUGUGUGCUCUUCAGUGUGUGAUGCUACCUAACUUUGCAGGCCGCUGGUCAAAUAGCGCUUUAACAUUCGUUUGAGUAAUCGGAGAGUUGUUUGUACCUGCCAUAGUGAUGUGGACAAACUUGUGUAAAUCACUUGUUAUUUUAGGUUGUGUGUUGCCGUGUCUCCACCGCUGACCUUUAAUCCAGCGUUGUUCCCCCAAAACGUCGACUGUAUGUUUUUGUAAAACCGAAAAAAAGGAAGAAAAAUAUUUAUUGAAGUGUGUUUUACUUAAAAAACUCUAAAUAAAUAUAAUUAACUAAAUGGACCUUGCUUUUAUUUUGAAAAGCUACUGUGUUUUCUAUUUGACAAGUAAUCGAAUAUAACAAGAGUAUGUAUCCCAGACUAAAUAAAGUUAUCUUUUCCUGACCAA
Messenger RNA from Amphiprion ocellaris (clown anemonefish), 11991 nucleotides. It is a transcript of the gene plcl1, whose product is annotated as phospholipase C like 1. The transcript is spliced from 12 exons. Bases 669 to 4157 code for a protein of 1162 amino acids. Gene Ontology annotation, biological process: lipid metabolic process; intracellular signal transduction. The record is from RefSeq and is a predicted model, not a curated record. NCBI's taxonomy places the organism in Eukaryota, Metazoa, Chordata, Actinopteri, Pomacentridae. Gene Ontology annotation, molecular function: phosphatidylinositol-4,5-bisphosphate phospholipase C activity.